AUGGACUUCAUCGCGUUUAUAUUGGCGUGGAUCAUCACCUUUGGUGCCCCUGUCCAGGGACAGAUUGGCGGUGGUCUGGAUCCUUCUACCGGCACUUUUAUCUGUUCCAAAGUUGGGGGAACUUACUGUGAUGGCAAAUCCAUGGAAACUGCGACCCUCAUCUCUUGCCUUUCGUUGUCUGUUGCUGAGUUCCACUGGUGUAACGCGCAACUCGUUAAUGCCCUGCCCGAUGACUUUAAGCAGUCGGCUCUCUGCUAUCAAUCUUCUGAGAGCGCUGGAGAUGCCGUCUGCGCCUUCAAUGGCACCGGGUAUUACCUAGAUGGCUCCAGCAUCUCUCUCCCAGAGACGCUGCUCUCCAAUCUGGAGCCUCUGGAUAACCCUGCUGAACCGGAAUUGUCUUCUCUUGGUACAGCUACUCAGGGUACUGCCGUUCCGGACUUGACUUCGGGAACUUUUCGCAUGUCUACUGUGGUCACGCCUACUCCGAGGAAUACAAUCACCAAGUCAACCACCCCAGAUCCCACAACCGUCAAUGACCCUGGCUGCCCUGCUUUCAUACCCACUAAGACUAUUCGGCCCUCCACCAUUGUCCGGCACGGCAGUUCGACUUCAAAGACUACAGUCGUCCUUGCGUCUUAUCGAUCAACCGUUUACACUACCAAGACAAUCCAGAUGAUGCUCGCCACGACCAAGAGCUCCACUCCCAACACCUUGUACCCCGUCUCCGUUGUCACCAUGGCCGUCGGGGAUUCUUCCAACGCUGCUGUCUCCCCGAGCCUGGUUCAUACCACUGUAUUUGGCACUUUGCCUCAUACUGGAUUGUCUCGCACCGCGAAUGCUGCACCGCCCUACUCUGGACAGGGGGCAUUUGUGGCCCUGCUUGCGUUCGCAGCGGCGGUCUUCUAACUGUGUACAAUAUACUACAGCUUAAAGAGCUAGUAAGUAUCCUUUUCAG
Molecule: messenger RNA, 955 nt
Organism: Paecilomyces variotii
Lineage: Eukaryota; Fungi; Ascomycota; Eurotiomycetes; Eurotiales; Thermoascaceae
Exons: 4
Coding region: 1-906 (301 amino acids)
Source: RefSeq, a predicted model, not a curated record